Ectocarpus sp. CCAP 1310/34 is the source of this 408-nucleotide messenger RNA. Lineage: Eukaryota; Phaeophyceae; Ectocarpales; Ectocarpaceae. The record is from the annotation of a GenBank genome assembly.
CGUCCUUCGCCGCUAGCACCGCCUUGGGGAGUUGGCUGUCAGCGGGGCGGGAGCGUUUCCACUUUGCCGCAUCUCCAGCAGCGACUGGCUAAUAUUGAAUCUUGGGAUAGCCCCUGUUGGGAGUAGAUGUCGGAGUUGGAACGUUCGAUUCCGUUCGGCCCUUCGAAGCGCACCAGCAGUGUGCGUGUGUUCGUGUGGGUGGCGUCCUUCGCCGCUAGCACCGCCUUGGGUAGUUGGCUCUCAGGGGGCCAGGAGCGUUUCCUCUUUGCCGGAUGCGAUUAGCGAUCAUGUGAGAUGUGCCGACGUGCAGACGUGUAGAUAAUCGAUGCCUCAACCAAUUACUAAAGAGCGAGCGGCACAGCGGUAACUGCUGGCAAACUCCACUACUUUGGUAUGCACUCUGCUGUA